AUGGUCGCUCCCACAGCUCUCCGAAUGAUGCAGGCCACCCGGGCUCGCAUGUUCAGACCUGCUCAAGCUCAGCAGAAAUCUGGGUUCUUCGUGUAUCGAGACAAUCGAGUACCUUACUACCAACGUCUGUUCCAGAACCACGAUGGCAAGCGACAAUGGUGGAAGACUCACCGAAGCCCAUACAUCCUCUAUCCGUACUACACGAUCCUGUUGGGCAGUCUGACGUUCUCGGUAUAUGGCAUGACCCGCGUUCUGUUCGGUCACAAGACACUAUGGUAG
Cladophialophora psammophila CBS 110553 is the source of this 279-nucleotide messenger RNA. RefSeq lists its product as uncharacterized. Lineage: Eukaryota; Fungi; Ascomycota; Eurotiomycetes; Chaetothyriales; Herpotrichiellaceae. Bases 1 to 279 code for a protein of 92 amino acids. The record is from RefSeq and is a predicted model, not a curated record. The transcript is spliced from 3 exons.